UCAGGUGUUUUUGCAGCAGAAGUUGCGCACAGUCUGACUGGAGCUGAAACGUUCACUGGAGAACCCGACUGAAGAACCUCCUGAUGACUGAACAGAACCAGAACUGAUGAGACUGAUGAACAGAUGUGACGAGAGAUGAAGCUGGAGGUGAAGAUUCAGCUGUUGAAGUUCUGCUCUGCAGUUUUCAACUCCCUCUUCCUGGCUCUGGGUCUGAGUGUUGCCGGCUGUGCAGUUUGGAUCCUGUUUGGCAAAGGAAACUUUCUGACCGUCCUCUCCUCUGUGGAGUUGAGUACAGUAGCUGUGGGGCUGUUGAUCAUUGGUGGAGUGGUGGUAUCAGUCAGUGUUGUUGGAUGUAUUGGAGCUGAUGGAGAGCAUAGAUUUCUGCUACUGACCUACCUGGGCUUCCUGAUCAUCCUGGUCCUGGGCCAGCUGUUCGUCACCCUGCUGCUGCUCAUCAACAGGAACAAGAUUGAACGGAGUCUGGACGCAGCAGUGGAUCAGAUCAUCCUUCAGUACGGAGGCAGCAGCUCUCAGGACGCACUGAUGGACAACGUGCAGCACUAUGGGGAGUGCUGCGGCAGGACGGGGCCAGCUGAUUGGCUGAAGAACUCCUAUAUCCAGAGUCUGAACCUGACCAGACCAGACGUACUUCCUUGUUCCUGUUUCAGCUCGUAUCGUCGCAGCUUUAACUCGUCCUGGUGCUCAGAGCUGCUGAACUACACCGAGCCGCCGUACGGACGAGGAAACAGCUCGUAUGACCAGGGCUGCAGGCAGACGCUGAGUGUGUGGCUGCAGGAAAAUGCUUUGACCAUCCUCGGUAUGGACGUCAGCCUCAUUCUGAUCCAGGUGCUUCAGUUUGUGGUCAUGGUCUACCUGUACCGCGCGGUCGGAAGGAAAGCCUCUUUGAAACGAUCCAAUCGGCUCAUUGACCCUGACCACGCCCACCUAGACCACGCCCAAGCAGAAGACCCCGACUAUGGGGAGCAGAACGACGCCUCCCCAGACCCCAACGGUGGUUAUAUACACACCGCUUAUCACCAUGACAACCAGAAUCACAACCGGGUGUACCUGGAGCCGGCUCAGGGCUACAGCUGAGAACCCAUUUGUUUGGUAUGAGCUGAAGCUGAUGGAUGAAGAAGGAGGAGGAGACUGGAACAGUCGUCAACCUGCUGGAAAUAAAAGCAUGAAGAAGUUUUUCAUACGCAGAAAAAUGUCCUUUUGGAGCCGUAUUUUCCUCCUCUGUCACCACGGCUUCUCUGACCCACAAUGCCACAGUCAUACACUUCGCUAAACUCUGAUCAUGUGACUCUUACUUUUCAAAAUAAUAUACAUGAAGGGCAUCUAAUUUACAACCAAAA
Molecule: messenger RNA, 1358 nt
Organism: Seriola dumerili (greater amberjack)
Lineage: Eukaryota; Metazoa; Chordata; Actinopteri; Carangiformes; Carangidae
Product: CD82 antigen-like
Exons: 9
Coding region: 136-1095 (319 amino acids)
Cellular component (GO): membrane
Source: RefSeq, a predicted model, not a curated record